This is a messenger RNA of Myiozetetes cayanensis, 1527 nucleotides long. It is a transcript of the gene ATP6V1B1, whose product is annotated as ATPase H+ transporting V1 subunit B1. Lineage: Eukaryota; Metazoa; Chordata; Aves; Passeriformes; Tyrannidae. The transcript is spliced from 14 exons. The record is from RefSeq and is a predicted model, not a curated record. Gene Ontology annotation, biological process: ATP metabolic process; proton transmembrane transport. Gene Ontology annotation, molecular function: ATP binding; proton-transporting ATPase activity, rotational mechanism. The coding region runs from base 1 to 1527 and encodes 508 amino acids. Gene Ontology annotation, cellular component: proton-transporting V-type ATPase, V1 domain.
AUGGCUGCCACCAAGGCAGGGGUAGCGGGCGCAGCGCUGGCGGCAGCCCGGGAGCACGGGCUGGCCGUGACCCGGGACUACAGCAGCAACCCCCGGCUGACCUACAGGACGGUGUGUGGUGUCAACGGGCCACUGGUGGUGCUGGACAAUGUGAAGUUCGCCCAGUACGCCGAGAUCGUGAACUUCACGCUGCCCAACGGCACCACCCGCAGCGGGCAGGUGCUGGAGGUGAUGGGCUCCAAAGCCAUCGUCCAGGUGUUUGAGGGAACAUCUGGGAUCGACGCCAAGCAAACCUCCUGCGAGUUCACGGGGGACAUCCUGCGCACCCCCGUGUCCGAGGACAUGCUGGGUCGGGUGUUCAACGGCUCCGCCAAACCCAUCGACGGCGGCCCCCCGGUGAUGGCCGAGGACUUCCUGGACAUCAACGGCCAGCCCAUCAACCCCCACGGGCGCAUCUACCCCGAGGAGAUGAUCCAGACGGGAAUCUCGCCCAUCGACGUCAUGAACAGCAUCGCCCGUGGCCAGAAGAUCCCUAUCUUCUCUGCCGCGGGGCUCCCCCACAACGAGAUCGCAGCGCAGAUCUGCCGCCAGGCGGGGCUGGUGAAGAAGUCCAAGGAUGUGGUGGAUUACCACGAGGACAACUUCGCCAUCGUCUUCGCGGCCAUGGGGGUGAACAUGGAGACCGCCCGGUUCUUCAAGUCGGACUUUGAGGAGAACGGCUCCAUGGAGAACGUGUGCCUGUUCCUCAACCUGGCCAACGACCCCACGAUCGAGAGGAUCAUCACCCCCCGCCUGGCGCUCACCACGGCCGAGUUCCUGGCCUAUCAGUGCGAGAAGCACGUGCUGGUGAUCCUGACCGACAUGAGCUCCUACGCCGAGGCCCUGCGGGAGGUGUCGGCAGCCCGGGAGGAGGUUCCCGGCCGGCGCGGCUUCCCUGGCUACAUGUACACCGACCUGGCCACCAUCUACGAGCGGGCGGGGCGCGUGGAGGGCAGGAACGGCUCCAUCACACAGAUCCCCAUCCUCACCAUGCCCAACGACGACAUCACCCACCCCAUCCCUGACCUGACGGGUUUCAUCACCGAGGGGCAGAUCUACGUGGACCGGCAGCUCCACAACCGGCAGAUCUACCCCCCCAUCAACGUCCUGCCGUCCCUGUCCCGGCUGAUGAAAUCGGCCAUCGGAGAGGGAAUGACCAGGAAGGACCACGGGGACGUCUCCAACCAGCUGUACGCCUGCUACGCCAUCGGGAAGGACGUGCAGGCCAUGAAGGCGGUGGUGGGGGAGGAGGCUCUGUCUGCCGAUGAUCUGCUGUACCUGGAGUUCCUGCACAAGUUCGAGAAGCAGUUCAUCACCCAGGGGCCCUACGAGAACCGGAGCAUCUUCGAGUCCCUGGACAUCGGGUGGCAGCUGCUGCGCAUCUUCCCCAAGCAGCUGCUGAAGCGGAUCCCGGAGAACAUCCUGGCCGAGUUCUACCCCCGCGAGGCCAAGGCGCCCGACCCGGGCCCGGUGGGCACGGCCCUGUGA